Gloeophyllum trabeum ATCC 11539 is the source of this 2010-nucleotide messenger RNA. RefSeq names its product kinase-like protein. Gene Ontology annotation, molecular function: protein serine/threonine kinase activity; ATP binding. The record is from RefSeq and is a predicted model, not a curated record. The coding region runs from base 1 to 2010 and encodes 669 amino acids. Gene Ontology annotation, biological process: intracellular signal transduction; protein phosphorylation. The transcript has 4 exons. NCBI's taxonomy places the organism in Eukaryota, Fungi, Basidiomycota, Agaricomycetes, Gloeophyllales, Gloeophyllaceae.
AUGACAGCUUCCUCGGGCUCCAGCCAGUAUCUCUCCCCCUCGAGCACCUCUUCCUCGAUCCCGCCCUCGCCGAGACUCAGCAUAGUCACCUCUUGCUCGUCCCUCUCUUCGAUCUCGACGUAUUCCGAUCGAGAUCACCCCAACGCCUUCCACCAUCUCCCGACGCCCCUCCCAUCACCCUCGCACCAGCAUUCCCCGCUACCCUCGUCGAAGACUGACGCUUUCUUCUCCACCCCUUACUCUUCCAAAACCGAGUCGUUCUUCUCGCAGCCCUCCUCGUCCAAGACCGACGCCUUCUUCGGGUCUCCCUUUUCCCGCCCACCCACGCCCCCACCUCCGACCCCUCCACCCAAGGACGACUCGAAUCAGGUAGAGCCAAAGACCAAGGGCCUGGACCCAGAGGCUACACCGACCCCGGAGAACCACGCCAAUGAGUCCUUCUUCGCUCCGCCCAUCUCAAGCCACCCGCCACCCGCGAGUUGGAAGGCCAAGCUACCUUCGCUCUCACGUAUCUUGCCGGCUCGAGACGAUGACGAGGAGAACAAAGUCGAGGCCACCCUUGCUCGUCUGUUCCCUACAAAAUACAAGGCGAAGCCGGCGUCCCUGCACGUCCGCGAAUUCCAUGACGUAGAAGGCCUACCGUCCGCCUCUUCCCCAGAGUCAACUCACCAUUCUGCACUCCCAUCUCCGCCGCCAUCGGAACCUUCGAGUGGUUUCCUCUCGCCUGGGUCCUCUGUCCAGUCCCCCGAUCCCGACGCCCCGCUCGAACUCGAGCUGAUCAAGCCUCUCGGCUCCGGCGCAUUCUCCUCCGUCUGGCUCGCCAAGCCAACCGACAGCACGCACACAUACCUUUGCCGCUCCCUGAGCAAGCGCAAGACCACCUCCCGCGCGUCGUCCAUGCGGCUGCGCCGGCGCAUCGCGGGCGUCCGACCGAAGGUCCAGGGCGAGGUCAGCAGGGGCGGCUCCGUAUACUUGCGCGCGGACGAAGGCGGCGCGGAGAAGAAGCGGGGGCGGUUAGUUGCGGUCAAGCUGACGACCCGGCGGGAUGGGGAGGUGAACGAGAGGACGCGGGUGAGCUUCGUGAGGGAGGUGGAGGUGCUAAGGCACAUAUCCCACCCCUCGAUUAUCAGUUAUCUAUCAUCCUUCUCCACUCCGACACAUCAUGUACUCGUCCUUGAGUAUGUCGGCGGAGGAGAAUUGUUCGACAUCGUCAACGAUGACGAGAAACAUGCGCGGCUGACAGAGUCCACGCUCUGGAGGAUGUGGGGCGAGCUCUGUAAUGCAGUCGGAUGGAUGCACAGCGUCGGCCUUGUGCAUCGGGAUAUCAAGCUUGAAAAUAUCCUUCUAACACAGUCGUUCCCGUUCCCAUCGCCGUUGCCGUCCGAUCAGCCUCUGAUCAAGUUAUCGGACUUUGGCCUGAGCCGCUUUGUGGAUCUGGACAACCCGCUCUUGACCACCAGGUGCGGCAGCGAGAGUUACGCAGCGCCAGAAGUGGUCAUGGGAAGACCCUAUGACGGCCGCGAGACGGACGCAUGGGCACUCGGCGUCGUCCUGUACGCCGUCGCGUGCCGACGAUUGCCGUUCGACGGUCCUGCAGACUUGUCGCGCGAAGGUGGCGCGAGGAUGGGCAGGAAGUGGGCUAUGCGGAUCGCCAAGGGCGAGUACGAGUGGCCUGCUGACGAGGUCAAGCAGUCGGACGAGGAAGGGGAACUGACAGGCGCCUCUCUUGCUAGCAGCGAGCGUGUCAGGAAGGUCGUCGGACGACUCCUGGUCAGGGACCCUGCGCGGCGCGCGAAGGUCUCCGAGGUCGGCAGCUGGGAGGCUGUCGUGAUGUCUCCCAGCUCAGAUGCGGAGGAGGACGCUGAAGAGGAAUGCGACGCCGACUCCGACAAGGCCGAGGAGGACUGGGCCGGGAGCGAUGACGAAGAUUUCGGGUACGGGUACGGCGAUGAAGGCGUACUCGUGGACGAAGACUCCAUCUCGGAGGUGGCGCGGGAGGAGGUGCGCUGA